GCCGUCCCGCCAAUUACUUUCCAUCCCGGCACUCUAGUGGUUCCCAUUACCUUCCCUUUCUUCAUCUUAAAUCCGGUCGCCAUUUUCUUACCUUCCAAUUUCUGCACCGCUGAGAAGCCGAAAUCCCUUCAUUCUGCCUUCUCUCUCCGGCACCGCCAGCGAUGUCCCGACAGCCAAUUAAUUGCAGUUCUUGUGCGAUUUCAUCCAGGUAACCAACAGUGGUGAGACCAUGACUGCUCUGUGACCUGUACCUAAAACAUUGCGUCUGUAGCUUCCUUCCCAUAGUAUUCUCCCUUAAAACAAUGGCUACAAAAUCUGUUCGGGUCAAUUCUAGACGAAUACGACCCAGAUAUCUUUUUAUGCUUCUUAUGCUUGUUCCCAUCAGUGUCUUUACCAUUUUCAAUUAUGUCCAAAAGAUUUCUUAUUUCUUCCGCCCACUUUGGGACAGCCCUCCACCCCCUUUUAUACGCCUACCACACUACUAUGCAGAAAAUGUGUCGAUGGAACACCUUUGUCGCCUCCAUGGCUGGUCUUUACGAUCCACACCUCGUCGUGUUUUUGAUGCCAUCAUCUUCAGCAAUGAGCUAGAUUUGCUUGAAAUCAGAUGGCGUGAGCUUUACCCAUAUGUCUGGAAGUUUGUAAUUCUGGAGUCAUACACCACUUUUACAGGCAUACACAAGCCAUUACUAUUCCAAAUAAAUCGAGAUAGGUUUGCCUUUGCAGAAAAUAAAACCGUCCAUGAUGUGUUUUCUGGACAAGUUGACUCUCGUGAGUCCUAUAGAAACCCAUUUGACCUUGAAUCCCAGCAACGCGUCGCUAUGAACGGAUUACUUCAGCGCGCAGGGAUUUCAGUUGGUGAUCUUUUGAUCAUGACAGAUACUGAUGAGAUUCCGAGCCCACAUACUGUGAAACUCCUGCAAUGGUGCGAUGAGGUGCCUCCUAUAGUCCAUCUUGAAAUGAGGAAUUACAUGUAUUCUUUUGAGUUCCCUGUGGACUUCAGCAGCUGGCGAGCCUCAGUUCACAUCUAUGGUCCACAGAGUCAUUACAGGCAUUCUCGCCAAACCGAUCUUAUAUUCUCGGAUGCAGGGUGGCAUUGUAGCUUUUGCUUUAGGAGCAUUCAAGACUUUGCAUUCAAGAUGACAGCUUAUAGCCACGCAGACCGUGUAAGGCGGCAAGAGUUCUUGAAUUACUCAAGGAUUCAGAAGCUCAUUUGCCAGGGAGAUGAUCUGUUUGACAUGCUUCCCGAAGAAUACACGUUCCAGGAGUUGAUUAAGAAGAUGGGCUCCAUUCCUCGUUCUUCCUCAGCUAUUCACCUUCCUGCAUACCUGAUAGAGAAUGCAGACAAGUUCAGAUUCCUGCUGCCUGGAGGCUGUGUAAGAACCUCUGUGGACAGCAUCCCAGAGUUGCAUAAGCAACCAUAGAGCCCUUGCUGCCAGAGGAUGUGAAUAUUUAGCUACCAGAAACAAUAGGUGAAGACUGAUGAUUAUUGGUGGUGAUAUACUUAGACACAAGUUGUGUGGCUAACAGGAAAGUUUGAACUGUUAGCGUGAGCGAGUGAUGUUAUGGUAGAUGAUCCAUUGGGUUAGUCUACUGAUUUUUGCAUUAUCUUGCCACAGAUAGUAAUAGAAUUUUGUGCAGUAAUUGCCUGUACCUCUUCAUUGUAUUGUAAUGAUAUUGGAUCGAC
Cucurbita moschata (crookneck pumpkin) is the source of this 1684-nucleotide messenger RNA. Its product is annotated as beta-1,4-mannosyl-glycoprotein 4-beta-N-acetylglucosaminyltransferase-like. Gene Ontology annotation, biological process: N-acetylglucosamine metabolic process; protein N-linked glycosylation. The transcript has 2 exons. The record is from RefSeq and is a predicted model, not a curated record. Gene Ontology annotation, cellular component: membrane. NCBI's taxonomy places the organism in Eukaryota, Viridiplantae, Streptophyta, Magnoliopsida, Cucurbitales, Cucurbitaceae. Gene Ontology annotation, molecular function: beta-1,4-mannosylglycoprotein 4-beta-N-acetylglucosaminyltransferase activity. Bases 303 to 1421 code for a protein of 372 amino acids.